AUGCCGUAUAAAAGAGCUGCGGAAAACGUGUCCAAUAGUGCGGUUCAUCUAUUACAGGACACUUUAUUAUCUUACAAUGCCAGAACUGAGCUGUGUUCGGCGCAAAAAGAAUUUGUUUGUCCCGCUGCCCCUUGUAAUCAUGAAUGUAAUACAAGUGUAAUGAAUCACCAAAAUCAUCAUAGUUCCACGCGAAAGAGGGACGCGAUGAGAUAUUCUCAUGCAGCGGAUGCACUCUCGAUAACAAAAUACAUUCUCGUAUUCAUUAAUCAAAUGUUAGGAUUAAUAACCACCGACUGGAUAACAAAUUCUUCAUGGAGGAGAUGGCGAACUUAUUUUCCUUUCUUAGUUUGCCUAUUUUGUGUGACGCAGUGUUCAGCUCGCACUUGCUCAGUUGGAUUAAGCACACCGGGAUGGACUUGGCCACAAGGUGAUAUUAUUAUCCAACAUGGUAAACCACUCAGUAUGCUGUGUCUAUUGAAUGACACUAUCGUAAAACGUGACUAUCCUAAUAAAGAUGCAGGAAAUCUCCGAUUCUUUCGUAAUAAUCAAGAACUGAAAUCGGAAUUCGUCACGGUAAUUAAUGAAACUACGAUAGAGCUGUUUAUCAAAACACCACCACCCUCCGACGAUAUGUACAAUUGCAAGUUGCAAGUAAAGGAAAACGACUAUAUAGCAGUUUGUCUCAAUAAAGUUGUAGUUGGAUAUCCACCUCAAAAACCUAAACAUUUUGACUGUGUUUCCUAUAAUUGGGAAAGCUUUAAUUGCACAUGGGAGCCAGAACAUAAUUUCGUCCAUACAAAAUACGAUUUAAUGUUCCAAUUAUCUGGAAGAUCAGGAGCAAUGUAUUACUGUCCACUUGCAACAACAGAAGAGAAUUCAUGCACGUGGGAUAUAUAUUCCGAUCCAAUAUAUAGGCAACCGUAUGCAGUUUAUAUUUUCAUAUUGAAAGUAUCUAAUCCUUUUGGGGAACUCAACUUUACAUAUCGUGUCCCGCAUUAUCCUAAUGUUAUUCCGGCUAAACCUUACAAUCUUACCUUAAUAAACAAAACAUCGGAAAGUGCACUGUUGCAUUGGGAACUCCCCUUUCCAAUGGCGACAUUUCCAGUUGGUGUUCAUCAUAAAAUUAUGUAUCAACAUCAAUGGGAUCAUGAAAAAGAUUGGAAGGUCAUAAAUAUUACGCAUCCUGAGAAUAGAGAGCAAUGGCUUUACAAUCUUACCGGAUUAGAGUACGCUAACACAGUAUAUGAUGUUCGAAUUUAUUUAAAAAGCUCGACAGCUGUAAGACCGGACCGAUGGAGUGAAUUUAGUGUUGUUACAUUCAGGACGUCAUCAAAAUUACCUAGUGCUGCACCGCGAACUGACAUCGGUAGCUUCGAAAUUGCUGAAAAUAAUGGAAACAGGGACGUAUAUUUGUACUGGCAAGCGAUACCACAGAAUCAAGAAAAUGGCGAUAAUUUUAAGUAUCAAAUUAUUCACAUGGAGGAAAAUGGCCAGAAAGUUGCACUUACACCAAGUGAAACAACUAGGACAUAUGCCAAAUUGAAAGGAAUCAGCCUCAAUAGUUACCUGUUCGAGAUCGUUUCAACGAAUGAAGUCGGAACUAACAACAGCCGUGCGAGAAUAUACGUACCAAAUCAGAAAAAAAUACCACAUGAACCAAUAGCGUUCACGAAAAUUGAUUUUGAAAAUGGAUUGUAUGAAUUAUCUUGGAAGCCACCGUUCGAAGAUUAUAACAUCAAGAAUUACACAAUCUUUUGGUGCGACAAUGAACGUGAUCGUCCUUAUCAGUGUACCGGUUACUUGGACUGGGUGCACGUGCCUAAAAAUACUAUGAUCUACAACAUAACAGUACCGAAUCCGUCCAAGGUAUACCAAUUUGCAAUCUCCGUCAAUACUGAGAGAGGUAGCAGCGGCAUGAUAUGGUCGUCAUGUACGGUAAUUCAUAAUAAGGUGCUCGGCAAAAUGAAGUCUGUUUGGAUCAAUCGCAUUGGAUCGCACUUUAUCGAAGUCGGUUGGAAGCCUGAUUGUUCAGAUCGCAUUGGGAUAAUUGAAGGAUUCAAUAUCUACUACUGUCCCAUAGUAUCACCAAUGAAUGUCAACUGUAACGGUCCCAUGUUUAAUAGUACCAUCAAGGCGGACGCACAUACGAUACAUGGCAUUGUCGAUAACCUGAAGCCCUACACUACGUACAUGCUGAGUGUCGCGGUGCUGACGAAGAGCGGUGAGGGUCUGCGUAGUCAUCCCCUGUAUAAUACCACUCUCGAAGCGGCGCCCAGUACCCCACCGGCAAACGUGAGAAUCACUGACUUGUCCAACACGACAAUGUAUAUCUCAUGGAAAAAGCCGACGACGAUGAACGGUGUGCUCAGAUAUCAUGAAGUUUACUAUAAUGAUCAAAUCAUUAGAGUGGAUGAUAAGGAUUACAUCAAACUGAUGGGUUUAAAGCCGUAUACGAAAUAUUUUAUUAGUGUUUCCGCUUGUACCGUUCAGUGCAGUGAAAAGUCAUCGAUGAUAGAUAAUUUCACGAGAAUUGGCGUGCCUGGCAAAAUCAUGAUUCCUUUAGUACGCUUUGUAAACUCCAGCCAAGUGAUCAUCCAGUGGGAACCACCGCAAGAACCAGCCGGUCCAAUAGAGCAUAUGUAUUACGAAAUAGAGUAUGGAAAUGGCUUGAUUCAGAACGUUACGAGAACAGAAGUGCAAUUGCCCAUUCCCGACUGCAAAAACGUCGAGCAUCGAGAGCAGAAGCACAGAUUCCGAGUUAGAGCUAUUAACACCAAUCUUAACGGUGAAGUUUUGAAAGGAUCCUGGUCCGACUUUGGGGAGGAAAAUUGUUAUAAUAAUGGUCUUUCAGUCUAUUAUUAUUAUUAUUAUUAUUAAAAAAAGCAAACACGACACACACAAAUUGCGGCUGAUUUAAUUUUAUGUGAACACGUUUGCUUAUAAAA
This is a messenger RNA of Cyphomyrmex costatus, 2945 nucleotides long. Its product is annotated as cytokine receptor-like. Lineage: Eukaryota; Metazoa; Arthropoda; Insecta; Hymenoptera; Formicidae. The record is from RefSeq and is a predicted model, not a curated record. Gene Ontology annotation, molecular function: protein binding.